Messenger RNA from Pogona vitticeps (central bearded dragon), 3976 nucleotides. RefSeq names its product leucine rich repeat containing 3 (gene LRRC3). The record is from RefSeq and is a predicted model, not a curated record. Gene Ontology annotation, cellular component: plasma membrane. Gene Ontology annotation, molecular function: protein binding. NCBI's taxonomy places the organism in Eukaryota, Metazoa, Chordata, Lepidosauria, Squamata, Agamidae.
ACGCCGGAAGUCGCCUCUGGCGUGCCAGAAGAAAGCAUCACAACCUCCAAGGGCGCGCUGCAUCCAACAGCGAGGCGGCCUGGGGUUCAGUCUCCAGAGGUUUUGUCACUUGCUCUGCGUUGUGGGGGGAUUCCCUGACGCCGGCCUCCCAAAUACACGACGAAUGAAGGCUGGCUCAAUCCCGCGCCCCCGCCCCGGCAUUGCAAGAUGGCUCGGUGUUGUUGGGCUGUACGGAGCAUGCGUCUAGUUCCGAACAGCCCCCCCCCUUUAAAAACCAAGGGAUGGUGCUCAGCCUGGAUGGCAGUGACAGCAAGCUGGGGCCAUCCAAUGACGGCCGAGCGACCCUCCCCAUGAAUGGCUUUUGUGUGCGACUGGCAGGAAGAGAAAGGGAGGCCAGCAACAAGUGCUGCGCCUGGGCUGCCCGCCCGCGCUCCUGCCGGCGCCGACGCCCUGGGCUGCGCCCCAGAGUGGCUGCGCCGUGUGGGGGGCAAGGGACGCUCCGGGGCUGGAGGGACUCGGAACGGGCCGGGGAGCGGGACUGCGCGGACCGCAGCUCAGGUUUACUUGACUGCCUGUCCCUACCCUGAAAGACGAGAGGCGUGAGUAGUUGGCUAAGCCUUAUCCAAACUUGUUGCGGAUCAGCCACUAUCUGAAGAAUGCAUUGUGGAUGUUCCCAGCACAAAAGAUUGUGAGAGAGGCUCACUUUAUUUGCCUUAGCAGCCAUGCAGAACUGCAGACUGCUGAUUGGAUGACCAGCAUGUUUCUGGCAGCUGCACCAUCUUGGCCUGCGCUGUUCUUCUGCUCUCAAACUCUCUUCUGUCUUCUCUUCUGCACCCCUUCCUGUUGUUGUACCUCCUGCCCUGACCAGUGUCAGUGUACCAACUACUCUGGAGCAACAGCUGUUCUUUGCAGUGCUAGCAACCUGCAAGAGAUCCCAAGGGACAUCCCCAAAGACACUAUGUUUUUGAAGCUAGAUGCGAAUAAAAUCACUGCCGUCCCCAACAGCACAUUUAAGCAUCUUGCCCACUUGCAAGAGAUAGACCUCUCCAAAAAUGCCAUUGAGAAGAUUGAUUCUGCAGCAUUUAAAGGGGUUGCUGAUGGCCUGAGGUUGCUCGAUCUCUCGGGCAACCAUAUACAGAGAAUCCCAAAGGAAGCCCUGGCCAACUUGAAUGCCAUGAUUCGCCUAUCCAACAAUCCCUGGCAUUGUGAGUGUACUUUGCAGGAAGUCUUGUGGGAAGUGAAACUAGACCCAGAGUCAGUCAAUGAGAUUACUUGCCAAACGUCUGUGCAAGAGGAAUAUGCUGGGAAGCCUCUGCUCCAUAUCCUUGAUUCCGGCAUCAAUUUGUGCAACAUACAUGAGAAGACCACUGACGUUGCCAUGUUUGUUACCAUGUUCAGCUGGUUUACAUUGGUGAUUAGCUAUGUGGUUUACUAUGUUCGGCACAAUCAGGAAGAUACAAGGAAGCACCUGGAAUACCUGAAAUCACUGCCGAGCACAAGGGUUCCUAAAGAAACCAUCAGCACUAUUCUGUAACCAGGAGAACUGACCCCAAGCUACACAUCCAGUUUUCUAAAGUCAAGAACGUUGGGUGGGGUCUAGGACUUUUAUUUCCUACUUCUUCUCUGAGGACUUUUCUAAGUUUUUAUUUUUUGUUUUGUUUGUUUUGUUUUUUAAGAAAGCAAAAUGUUUAAUAUAAAGUGGGGGAAACUUUGUCAUUGUUAUAACUGUACUAAAAAUGUCCAAACCAAAGUUUCCCAUCUUUUCUGCUGUGUUACCCAUAGUGGAGUCCCAGCACAAACCAGACAGAGCUCUAAAAAGAGAUCUGCUUUCCAGGAGAACACUGGACUGUUGAACAUGAACACCAAGCAUCUGCAGUCAAGACCUGAUCAUGAAGCUCCUUAGUGGAACCACCAAAAGAUCUUGACAAGUGUGCUAAUGAUCUCAAUUAUGACUGUGGUUGACUUUUGUUUGAUACUUUAAGUUAGUACCACUCUCAAGAGUUUGUUUGUUUUUAAAUCUGCCCUUCCUCCAAAUUCUUAACAUUUUGCAAACAUAAUUUAACAGGAUCUGUUUUCUUGUGUUGCACAAAGGGUAAAUGCUUCCCUUAGGCUUGCCUACUUCAGUGCAUAUGGAGCCCAUAUCUCUUCACUCUGAUUCAAACCUGUCUUCAGUGAUUCCCCUGCUAAAAGAGGCAUGGAAAAGAGUCAGAGAAGAAAUUUGAGCAGGUUUCAGUGAAUGAACACUGCUGAACAGUAUAUGUCCUAUGAAAAGUGGAAACUUGAGAGUGAAAUUGCCUAUAUCUAAAUAUUCCUGUUUCUCAUAUACCACCCAUUCUUCAUGAACUUGUUUUAUGAUACAGCUGGGGCUGGAGUCUGAGAAGGCGGAAUCAUGCUGUAGAGGCUGUAUGUACAAUACACAAAAUGAAUAUAGCAAUGGCAGCUCCCUAAAUCUUUCUAGGUGAUAAAAAAGCUAGGUGACAGCCAACUUCAGUGUUUGAUUUUUUAAAAAAAAAGGUUAUUUGAUUAAGAUGUAAUUAUGAAGGAAAUGAAAUAAAGUUCUAAAUCACUCAUAAAACUAUUAAAGAAUCAGAACUUCCGUUCCCAUAGGUUCCCGGAGUGCGUUGCCAAGGCUUGUAACUUUUUAACUGUCUGUAUUCUUCUUGAAAAAUAGGCUUCCCUUACACUCGUGUUGAUAGAAAUAACAACGUAAUCAGAAGUGGUUUAGGUCUCUGGCUGCAGAGUCAGAGGCUGUGAGUUCAAUUUCCCCCUGUGCCUCCUUGACGGGCUGGACCCUAUGAGCCAUAGGGUCACCACCAGCUCUGUAGUUCUAAGGUUAAGAUUCUAAGAUGAAGAAGCACAGAAGGCCAGGAGAAUGGGAUGGUGUCAGCUUUAGAAAGAGCAGGCUUUAGGGGCAUUUUAUUGGUUUUUUUUUCUUUUCAGAUGAUGAUCUUUAUUAUAGAAUUUGUGCACCUUUGCUGCUGAUUAUUUUUCAGGUGCCUGCAGUCUCUUCCUUUCUCCAGUAUAGCAUUUUGACUGGGAGAUAUCACUCAACCCACCACUCAGAUUGUUCUGCCACGGUGCUGGAAAAAAAUGAUUCUCUUCCCAGUUAAAAGAAAGGGCUGUAUAGAGUAAGGGCAAGGAACAUGUGGUCCUCCAGCAUUUAUUGCACUGUAACACCCAUCAGCCUUAUCAAGCAUAGCCAAUAGUGGGUAUAUAUCUACAAUAUCUGGAAGGCUAUAUCCAUCCCUGAUGCAGAAUGAGAUUCCAUAGGGGGCAGGCAGCAAGCAGCUAAUAGCAAUGACACUGCUUGUGAUGAGUCACACAGGUCCUUGGAUUAAUCUGUUAACUUUUAAAAAAUGGUGGCUGUGCAUCAGUUGGCUGUUCUUGCUACAGUACUGAAGUCCUAAUCUAUGCUGCUGUUUCAUCAUCAUCACCGUCAUUAAACUUCAGAGCUGGAAGGGAUCCUCUUUAAAAUAUUUUUAAAAAUCAGAAAAGCCAUUGUCCUGAGUCUUCUGUUUCAGGGAUGCCCUCUUCUUUGAUAUCUCUAAAUGUUUUUAGGUUCAAAGUUAUAGAAACAUUACACUGCUUGCUUACAGCCAUGGUAUCUAAUACACAUGACACAGAAAGAAAAUGAGAUGGAGAAGAAUCAGAAAAGGAAACAAAUCCAGACACUAGUUUGUUGCUGUUGUUGUUGUCCCACACCCAGCAUAUUUACUGCAUGGAUAUUAUACUCUCCAGGGCACAUUGUUUACGACCUAGGAAAAGAAACCCUGCUGGCUGCUGCUAGAUUUAUUUCUCUUCCCAUUGCACAUCUAUGAAACAUACUCCCAAAUUGCUCCCACCAAGCUUACUACAAAAAGAUACCAGGUUUACCCUAAGCUGAGUAAAUUGGAGGGGUAGUCUGUAAAGCUGUGUUUCCCCGAAAAUAAGACAGAGUAUUAUAUUAAUUUUUGCUCCAAAAGCGCAGUAGGGCUUA